UCUGUGGUACGAAGUACUGUGAUUUUGGUGUUUGGAUUUUGGGCGGAUUAGAAUUUCAAACAGAAUUAGUUUUUUCAUUUUGGACCGUUUUCUUACUGGAAAGCAACAAGAACAAUAUUUUCUACGAUUAUUGUUACUAUUUGCUGCAGAAAGCGCCCAAGAAUGAACCAGUAUCAGACAGAGAGGAGAUUAUGUUGGAUGUAUGGUUUGCUGUCUCUGCUACUGGCAGUAUGUGUGAUAUGUAUUGGGGUGCCAUACAACCACUGGCGCGGCACUCUGGACGUGUGCCCCGGCAGCUGGCUGGAGAACACCAACUGCGGCUGCAUCCUCUAUGGAGUCAACUCCUUCCAGUACUUCAACGGAGGACACAAUAGGAUCUGUCUGUAUGCAGUGUUCGCCCCCCUGCCGCUCAUACUGUAUGCCGUGGUCAUGGCACUGUUCCACAUGUAUAGAGUGUGCAUCAAUAAUGUUGGACAGUAUGAAGAUGAAAAGUCAACUGCUAUGGAAGAAAUUGAAGGAGGGUCAAUAGUAGUAACAACAAGGACAAGAGUGAGUGAGAGAAAUGACGGGGUCAUACAUUGCUGGGUCCCGUCUACCGUUUUUGCUUGCAUAUUUGCCAUCUACAACUUGGUUCAUGCUUCCAUAGUGACUGAUGGAUACCUGAAGACUUGUACUCAGUAUAGAGGAGCUCUGGUCAAGGACUUCCGCGCAUCUGGAGACCACGCCACCGCCAUCCACUUCCGUCUGACGUGUCAGGCUAUCUUCGACUUCAUGGACUACAUACAGAAGGACGCGCCGAACAGCCGCCGCGGGGACAUCAUCAACACGGGGGUGGCUCUGCAGCUGGCGCUCAUCACCGCGUGGCUCGCCGUGGCUCUGUGGAUCGCGGUUGCUGUCUACACCGCACUCAGGGCUUACAAGGAGCGAGCUGUCCUAACUUGUUGUGGUAACUAACAGUAUUGACAUGUUUAGUCCCAGUUUCACCAUACUCUGUUAGAUCAUAAUUAAACAAGGAAUUAGUGGUCGACUUUUGACAUGAUAUAUAAUUUAUGACAUUACAAUGUAACAGGGGUGUUAAUGAUCUCACAGACUAUGGUGAAACUAGGCCUUAGUGGAUUAUCUAACGAACAAAUGUGCACAAAUGUAGGUUUAGGAACAGUUGGAGUUGGUUUUUAUUGAAGGUGCAUUUGAGGAUAAUAGAAAGCGAUGCUGUAUUUUUACAUAGUUCUUAGCAAGUACUUACCUAUCACCACUAUAAAUAUUGUAUGUCAAACAAUGCUGUUCUUCCAGAAUGAGUCAUUAUCUACUAAUAAUAUGUUUUGCAAUACAUUCAGUUACCUACCAGUCUAUUGUCACAAUUUUUUGUUACCUAUAAAAGUUUUGACUCCAUGAUUGUUGGGUAUUAACAAAGUAGUCUCUAUACUCCACCAAAGUGUCGUUACAUCCCCAAUGCGAGAACCGUACUCACCUAGUUCUAUGGUAUUCACUGUACGUAAACGGAACAUAAUGCAAUGUGCGUGAAUGAUAUCGACAGAUAGUUCAUAGUUGCUCUGUUUAAAAUCAUUCCAUUUGGCGAAUAAUCUAACCUUACUGCUACUUAUUUUCUAUGAAAGACACAUUUAAGAACUAUAAUUUGAGCGUAAGUCACGAAUUCAUGUUUUUUUAAAUCUUGUUACCAUGAUUGUGUUUUGAUAUAUUUUCUUCGACUGAGUCUGAUGUGCUGACUUUGGUGUAAUCUAAUCUUGUAUACCUUUAUAAGCAUUUCUGAACAAUUUAGUACAACGACAUUUACAUUAUCAGCACUUAGUUACUAAACAGGAGUUAAAACUGUAAAGUAGGUUUAAAUAAGUUAAGUUAUUUUAAAUUACUUUAGUUAUGUUAAAUCCACCGAAGAACUUUUAGCUCUAAGAAUGAAAGUGCCUAUACAUAAGACUUGACGUUUGUGCCGUCCAUAAUAAAAUUAUUAUAUUUUUAUAUUUACCUACAUAAGUACUUAAGACUAUUUUAAUUUUAUAUUUUCCGAUAUUUUAUUUUUCGGAUAUGUUGUAUUUCAUCCAUAAUUUUCUAAUUAAAUAAA
Plutella xylostella (diamondback moth) is the source of this 2077-nucleotide messenger RNA. RefSeq lists its product as uncharacterized. Lineage: Eukaryota; Metazoa; Arthropoda; Insecta; Lepidoptera; Plutellidae. The record is from RefSeq and is a predicted model, not a curated record.